Ilex paraguariensis (yerba mate) is the source of this 378-nucleotide messenger RNA. Lineage: Eukaryota; Viridiplantae; Streptophyta; Magnoliopsida; Aquifoliales; Aquifoliaceae. The record is from the annotation of a GenBank genome assembly.
AUGGCUGAGUGCGCUAUUGAUGUUAGGCAUGAGGUUGGUUGUGCUAUUGAUGCUGGGCAUGAGGUUGGUUAUGCGUGUGAAUCUCUUCUAGAGGUGAUGGCAGAAAAACUAGAAAUUCGAUACGGAAGGCUGAGAGAGACGACUGAGUGCGCUAUUGAUGUCGAGCAUGAGGUUGGUUAUGCUAUUGAUGCUGGGCAUGAGAAAUUUGAUGAGGAGGAUGACAACCAAGAACCACUAGUAGAAGGAGAAGGAGAUGAUUCUGAUGAUUGGCAUGAAAAUAAAGUGACCGAAGAAGAGUGGGUUGGUACGACAAACAAUUCGAAGAAAGCGAGGGCUUUGACGUUGACAAACUUCCUGAUAACCAGUUGUGUGGUUUGA